UCUCUCGACGACGCGAACUACAACAUACACACAAACCUAGCUGGAGCUCAAUCAUCGUCAUCACCUUCUACGACUUCACUCACUAUACACGAUGGAGCCUCGAGCUCGCGCCGGCAAGAAUGUCGGCAAGGAAACUUUCAACCGUAGAGAAAUCUCCUCCCUCCUCUACGCCUGGGGCGACGUCGAAGAGCCGAUGCCCGACACCGUGCGCGUGCUCGACGAGAUCGUGACCGAGUUUCUCGAAGGGGUGUGCUUCGAGGCGAGCCGGCACGCGCAGGUAGCCGGGCGGCAGAAGCUCAAGUUCGACGACUUCGAGUUCGCCCUCCGCCGCAACACCCAGUAUCUCGGCCGCGUUCGCACUAUGAUUGAGAAGCGCCAGAAGAUCAAGGAGAUGCGCCGCACCUUCGACCAGGAAGACGACGCCCUCGCCGCCCAGCACGGCAAGGAGGCCGCCGCCGCCGCUGCCGAGGCUGCCGCCAACACUAAGAAGGAGGAGGAGGAGGACUUGCUGCAGGGCUUGGAUGACGAGGAUGAGGAUCUGAGUGUGCUGAACAUGGCGACGUCGUCGAAGGGCACGGGAAGCAAGAAGAGGAAGAGAACUCCGAAAUGAGUGUCGCGGACUAGAUCACCAACAAAAUAAGGCAAGCAGGCACACACACACACACACACAAGCAAACAAGCCGGCAAGCCGUCUGUCCGUCCAUAUGUCCGCCUACCUAUCUGUCACCGAGACGCAUCUCCUCCACUACAUCGCACAAAGGAGUCGACAAAAUACGACCGACAGAAUCAGAAUCUGCAUUUUACACACACACACACAAGCAUAGCAACGGAGUUUGGCUUUUUCCUCUUCUAUUUUUCGGUCUGGGAGGGAAUUGGGGUCGGGGUCGGGGUGGGAAGCACAAUACCAGGUUGCAAGUUUGCAGUUUACACCAACAAUCACGAUACAAUACAAAACUAUUAUAAUUUGCCCCUUUGCCAAAAAGGGAAAAUAAAAGGAA
Hypoxylon fragiforme is the source of this 998-nucleotide messenger RNA. RefSeq names its product TFIID-18kDa-domain-containing protein. Gene Ontology annotation, molecular function: protein heterodimerization activity. Gene Ontology annotation, biological process: transcription by RNA polymerase II; RNA polymerase II preinitiation complex assembly. The record is from RefSeq and is a predicted model, not a curated record. Bases 92 to 610 code for a protein of 172 amino acids. The transcript is spliced from 2 exons. NCBI's taxonomy places the organism in Eukaryota, Fungi, Ascomycota, Sordariomycetes, Xylariales, Hypoxylaceae. Gene Ontology annotation, cellular component: transcription factor TFIID complex.